Messenger RNA from Purpureocillium lilacinum, 2721 nucleotides. RefSeq lists its product as uncharacterized. The record is from RefSeq and is a predicted model, not a curated record. Gene Ontology annotation, molecular function: DNA binding; zinc ion binding; DNA-binding transcription factor activity, RNA polymerase II-specific. NCBI's taxonomy places the organism in Eukaryota, Fungi, Ascomycota, Sordariomycetes, Hypocreales, Ophiocordycipitaceae. Gene Ontology annotation, biological process: regulation of DNA-templated transcription; DNA-templated transcription.
AUGGACCACAUGGGCUUCCAGAUACCGGGCAUGGCGCCGCCGCCAUUGAUCAAUCAGCCGCCCCAGAUCUUCGGGUCGUACGGCCCGGACGGCCUCCCACAAAUGCCCCCGGAUCUUGCCUCGCACAUGUUCCCCGACGCUCACUUGCUCAUGGAGGACACCAACGAGGCCAAGAGGCGGCGCAUUGCUAGGGCCUGCGACAUGUGUCGCAAGAAGAAGAUUAAAUGCGACGGCAAGCUGCCCUCAUGCACGCAUUGCAUCAACUACAAGACCGACUGUGUCUUUACGCAAGUCGAAAAGAAGCGCAGUCCUCCAAAGGGCGCCAAAUACAUCGAGGGCUUGGAGAACCGAUUGGGGCGGAUGGAGCACCUUUUGCGUCUUUCAGGGCUCCUGGGAGAGGACGAAAACGGCGCGACCGACCUGGGAGAGCUGGAAAGGAAGCUCACCGAGAAGACUCGCCAGGCGUCCACGGCUGCAACAGCCUCGAACCCGACGUCGCCGUCCCUAGGCACGGCUGCAGCGGAAAACACAUCAACGCCUCAGAGCGCGUUGACGUCGCCGGAGCCGACCAAGGAGAGUCACAAGGAUGACAAGCGCAAGUCCAUUACGCCCGCGGAGGACAGUCAAGGGGAAGAGGAAGUCGAGGCUCUCUCUGAAAUGAUGUGCUCACUCGUUACCAACCAGUGUGGCGAAACUCGAUACAUUGGUUCUUCGUCCGGCUUCUCCAUCUUCUCGCCCAGGGGCAUACAAUGGGUCAACGAAAAGACGGGCGACGACUCCUUCUCAAAGAUGAUAUCGGAGGUGUCGGUGGACGACCACAAGUGGACCAACUGGAAGCCCGAGGUCUUUGGCGACCUCUUCCAGCGACCUGUUUUCCGAGCCCUGCCGCCCAAGCCUGAAGCCCUAUCGCUUCUCAACGAUUACUUUGAGAACUUCAACUGCAUGUUCCCGCUUUUCCAUCAGCCCACCUUCAUGCACCUCGUCGAGCGCCAAUACUCUUCCGACCCUUACCAGGGGUCUGGAUGGUGGGCCAGCCUAAACUGUGCCUUGGCAAUCGCGCAUCGUCUCCGCGUCAUGAGCAACCUGGUUCCUCAAGAGGAGGACGACAAGGCUUGGGCGUACCUGAAGAAUGCCAUGGGAGUCUUCUCGGAGCUGGCCAUGCGAAACACGGACUUGCUCAGCGUCCAGGCCCUUCUGGGCAUGGCGCUGUUCAUGCAAGGUACACCGAACCCGCAACCGACGUCGCUCCUGAUCGCCGCCGCUAUCCGUCUGUCACACAGCAUCGGCCUGCACAAGCGCGGCACGGGCUUCAACCUGAACCCCAUCGAGAUUGAACAGCGCAAACGAGUCUUUUGGAUCGCCUACAUGCUCGACAAGGAUCUGUGCUUGCGUUCCGGACGACCCGCGGCUCAGGAUGACGAUGACAUGAACGUCGACCUGCCAGACGCCGACCCUGCGGACAAUAUUGGCAAUAUCCCCCUGGCGGAUGGCAAGGGCAAGAUGAACCUCUUCCGCCUCAUGUGCGAAUUCACCGUCAUCGAGAGCAACGUUUACAAACGCUUGUAUUCGACUAAGGCGACCAAGCAGUCCGUCGGGGAGCUUCUCAACACCAUCGGCGAGCUUGAUCAGGAGCUUGAGGAAUGGAAGGACAAGAUCCCAAUCGACUUCCGUCCCGAACACGAGAUCAAGGCGUCGCACACGCCCCUGAUUCUGCACAUUGUCAUGCUGCACUUUACCUACUAUAACUGCUUGACAACCAUCCAUCGGAUGUCGAUUCAUCAUGGGUUCUGGACAAGUAGGCUGUCAAAUUACGCCAUCCAGGGUCUCAACGCUCGGCCGCUGAACCCGAGAAUCUUUUCGUCCGCCGCCCUCUGCACAGCGGCCGCUCGGGCGUCCAUUUCAUUGUUGAAAUACGUGCCCCAAGGCGACUUUAGCUGCGUCUGGCUGAUCUUGUAUUUCCCGGUGUCCGCUCUCAUGACGCUGUUCAGCAACAUCCUUCAAAACCCGUUGGACCCUCGUGCCAAGUCCGAUACGCGUUUGAUGAACUUGGUAGUGACGUUCCUGUCCAUGCUGGGGCAAGAGGCAGAACAAGGAGGCGUGCAUCGGAUGCUCGGCGUCUGCUCCGAGUUCGUACGCAUCGCCAAGGUGGUCAUUGAAAAGGCAGAAAAGGAUCAGGCGUCCCGUCGCAAGCGCAAGAACGUCGACGCCCCGAGCAAGCCGUCAGCACAGUCAACAACGCCCAGCAAGCCCGCGAACGCCUUGGCCGCGAGCGGCCCGUCCACCGAGACUCCCCGGCCGGCAACCGCGACUACGACAACGCCGACGCCCAUGAACAUCACCGCCACCAUGAGCAGCUCCCAUCUGUCCCCGGGGUCGGGAUCCGAUCGCGGAAGCUCGCACGGUCCUGCCACUGGCACAGGGUCGUCCAGAAACGAGCCGUCACCCUCCAUCAGCUCAGCAGGGUGGCCGCAAGAGUUCCAGCUGCCGCAAAAUGGAGAUCUCGAGUCGUAUAGCAAUAUGCAAGGGUUCGGUGGGGCUGUCCAGUCCCCUCCCAUGCCCAUGGGAGCCGGUUCCUUCCAACAGCCUCUGCUGCCGCAGGAUCUUUUCGGCCUCCCUGCCACCCUUGACUGGAGCUGGGCCGAGAUGAGCGGCGGCGCGUAUCCGACGGUCGAAAAUGGCAACUUUGGCGAAGAUGACCGCGAUAUGGGCGGCCAACAAUAG